This is a messenger RNA of Podarcis muralis (Common wall lizard), 773 nucleotides long. RefSeq names its product small nuclear ribonucleoprotein D2 polypeptide (gene SNRPD2). The record is from RefSeq and is a predicted model, not a curated record. Gene Ontology annotation, cellular component: small nuclear ribonucleoprotein complex. Lineage: Eukaryota; Metazoa; Chordata; Lepidosauria; Squamata; Lacertidae. Gene Ontology annotation, biological process: RNA splicing. Gene Ontology annotation, molecular function: RNA binding.
GGCCGGGCAGGCUUGGAAAUGCCCCGGAAGCGGAAGCUUGGGAAGGCGCUCACAUUUGCAAACCCGCGACGGAGCAGUUCGCCGAGCGAGUCGACGGCUAGGAAGACGAUAAGGGCCCAGCCAUGAGCCUCUUAAACAAGCCCAAGAGUGAGAUGACCCCAGAGGAGCUCCAGAAGAGGGAGGAGGAAGAGUUCAACACGGGGCCCCUCUCUGUUCUCACCCAGUCCGUCAAAAACAAUACUCAGGUGCUAAUCAACUGUCGAAACAACAAGAAACUGCUUGGCCGGGUCAAAGCCUUUGACAGGCACUGCAACAUGGUGUUGGAAAACGUUAAGGAGAUGUGGACAGAGGUGCCCAAGAGUGGGAAAGGCAAGAAGAAAUCGAAACCUGUCAACAAGGACCGCUACAUCUCCAAGAUGUUCCUACGUGGAGAUUCGGUCAUUGUGGUGCUGAGGAACCCCCUAAUCGCUGGCAAAUAAUAGGCUGUCAGCAGGCUGUAGGUGCUUGAGAGCCUAGUCCAGUAAAGUGGUCUAAUCAAGAAACCAGCAAGAGGCUGUUAAGGUGCGCUGAUGGCUUUAGCCAAUAGCAUCUUCUUAGCAUUUACAAGUAUUUCUGAGCAAUGAGUACCCAGUGCCGCGAUGAAGGAAAGUGCAAGGCUUCUUGCUAUUCAUAGAGUUGAUGAUGACAUUUCCAAUCCCCAGACACCCUGGUUAUGUUCAUAUAUGUUGCCCGAUGACCUUUUCUUUUGUAAUAAACAUUUUGUUAAAAUCCUC